This is a messenger RNA of Nakaseomyces glabratus, 489 nucleotides long. RefSeq lists its product as uncharacterized. The record is from RefSeq and is a predicted model, not a curated record. NCBI's taxonomy places the organism in Eukaryota, Fungi, Ascomycota, Saccharomycetes, Saccharomycetales, Saccharomycetaceae.
AUGGGAAUUGUGGGAAGGGAGAAAAUGGUGUCACAUUGUAGGGCACUUUCUGAGAAAAGAAGUUAUCUAGUCUUUCCCGAACUGACAACAUCUUUGUCUCCUAAACAGAAAAUUUUUUUCUUCCGUCGUCUUCGCUUUCUGAAUUGUUUUUUGGUCGCCACUCACCUGAACAUCCUGUUUCUCACCAUAUAUCUGUUGUAUAUAUACACAGUGACUUUAGACGCUAGAGUCCAUCCUCUAGCUCAGGAAGAAAGCAAACAGAAAAGUGUUGCAACCUACCAACUAGGAAACACUCGCCCACCCAGCUACCCCUCGGCUAACCCCCCCAUCCAAAGUCGAAUAAAACAAGCCGUUCCCCCCCAGGACAGGAGAAAAACAGGAACGGAGCGUCCAGUAACAAAUCAGGCGAGAAAGAGACGAGCAUCACACAGAAGACGCUGCAGGAGCUUUGACACGCACUGUGGGAAGGGACAGAAACACCAAAACUGA